ACUUUAUAUUCAGAGCACCCAUUAAAUUAAGCAAACCAGGGGAACUCCGAGAAGAAUAUGAAAGCCAGCUAAGGAAGCUGAGAGAAGAAAAACUACAAGAAGAAAAAGCUUCUGAGGAUCUGAUUCACAAGUUCAUUCUAGAUGACGUGGAUGUAGGAAAAAGAAAAAUGGAAGAACAGCAGAAAAAAGAUGAAUCUUUAGUGCUUAAAGUGAACCAAGAGUGUUUUCCUGAACGUCUCUCGGAUUCAGAGAACGAAGAACCAUUCCAGGGCAAGCAAACACAUCGGUCGGCUUUUGUUUCCAAGACCAGUGCCUACUCCUUUGCUUUCCUUUCAGGGAACCUAACCGCCAAGGUGGAAAGGAGUCGGAGCUGCAACGACACCAUUCAGGAGAGAUCAAAGAGCAGGCAGAGAUCAGCCCCAGCCAACAAAACAAAGGUGCCACCCGUCACCAGCUCGUCAACACCGCUGGUUGGAGUUUUGUCAUCCACCCAAAACAACCGCUGCCUCUCUGCCCCAGACCUGACAGCAGAGAGACGCCUGGUUCUCAACCCCGUGUCAUCCCUCUCGGCCCUGCACAAGCCGGAGCGAUCCAUCAGCCCCGAGAGCAAUGACAGCAUCUCAGAAGAGCUCAACCAUUUCAAGCCUAUCGUCUGCUCCCCGUGCACUCCUCCAAAGAGGCUUCCUGACGGCAGAGUCCUGAGUCCUCUCAUUAUAAAGUCCACCCCCAGAAACCUAAACCGGAGCCUGCAGAAGCCAACCACCUAUGAGGCCAGUCCUAGAAUACUGAAAAAAUGGGAGCAGAUAUUUCAGGAGCGCCAGAUCAAAAAGACUCUCUCUAAAGCGACCCUUACGUCCUUGGCUUCGGAGCCUGGGGAAGACGUUAUAGUUCCUGACAUCACCAACUCCAGCAGUUGCACUAAAGAGCAGCCGCAAAUGCAGGAUGAUCACCUUCCACCUGACACAACAGGAGACCCUCGCCCCGAGCUGGAUUUCUUUCCUUCCAUCAGUGAAACGAAGCUGGGAAGAGGGAGUGAGAAGAACAGAGAUUCACAAGCCGUAACAACAGGCGACAGCGCUGCCGAACCAGAUGCAAGAUCAAACGUCACCUCCCUAAGCACACGAGUGUCCGAAGUCCCUGAUCUAAAAGUGAACACAUUCAUGGACAAAUCCUGUCUUAGUCUUGGCUCGAAAAUGCUGAGCAGAAGACUCAUGGGCGUCGGUGCAUCGCUGCCUGACAACAGCACGCUAGGAGUCCCCAUCAAGACAUCGGGAAAAAAGCAGCUGAAAUACCUGAACAACAGCGAAUUGAUCAACGUGCAGAACAGCACCUGCAAUUCCGUUGAGAACAUCAUCGGGGAACAGCCCCCAUCGCUGAGACGGGGCCGGAAGAGACGCUGCAAAAUGAAGCACUUGGAGCACAAUGGCUCCGUCAAAAGACUGAGGCACACGGCAGGGGAGGGGGGCUUGCCUCCGGAGGAUCGCUUGGUACGGGAGAUGGAGCAGAAGCUCCAGCAAGAGGAGGAGGACAGGAGGUUGGCCCUGCAUCUGCAGCGGAUUUUCGACAGCGAGAAUAGGACAGUGGAUAGGCGGAAAGUCAGAGUUGACCGGUAUCUGCUGCGGUCAAAGAGCACUCUGGGUGCUAAGUAG
Phaethon lepturus (White-tailed tropicbird) is the source of this 1649-nucleotide messenger RNA. RefSeq names its product ring finger protein 169 (gene RNF169). Gene Ontology annotation, cellular component: nucleus; site of double-strand break. The transcript has 5 exons. Gene Ontology annotation, biological process: double-strand break repair. The annotation marks the transcript as partial. The record is from RefSeq and is a predicted model, not a curated record. Gene Ontology annotation, molecular function: nucleosome binding; ubiquitin-protein transferase activity. Lineage: Eukaryota; Metazoa; Chordata; Aves; Phaethontiformes; Phaethontidae.